Messenger RNA from Serendipita indica DSM 11827, 1434 nucleotides. Lineage: Eukaryota; Fungi; Basidiomycota; Agaricomycetes; Sebacinales; Serendipitaceae. The record is from the annotation of a GenBank genome assembly.
AUGCCAGCACACGAAUCCAAGUUCAUUCGACCCGACACGCAUUCUUCGUCUUCUGGAUCAGGAGAGGCAAAGGCUCGGAGCGACCAGGAGUCAUAUUCGCCUGCUAUGUCGCAGCUUACCCCAACCCUCGACUCAGGAUCAGUCGAUAAUACGUCUGCUUCAAUCACAAGAGUAGAAGAAGAGGAUAGAAUGAGUCGUAUUUCGAUGCAUACAUACUCAACGGGAGAUGUAAUCAACCAGUACCGCCGGCAAGAGAGAGGACGGGCUUUCAAUAUCCUUAACGAUACUUACUUCUUUCCUACUGACGAGGACGAGUGGACGCGUCUUAAUAAGCAGCAUAUAAUAAUCGUCAUUGCGCUUGGGGGACUCUAUCCCGCUGCAAAUGAAGUACAGGCGAUACUGGCCCCCGAGGUCGGAAAGACAAAAAGAAUAUUGGACCUGGGCUGCGGCACCGGCGUAUGGCAAGUUAUUCUGCGCUCAGUUCGGGCAGUCGCUAUGGCCAGAGAGUAUCCUCACUGCGAGGUUAUUGGCGUCGAUUUAGCACCCACACCUGUCGACCUUGAGACUCUCCCGCCAAAUUGCCACUUUGAGAUAGACGAUAUUAUGAAUGGAUUGGAGCACUUUCAGGGUCAGUUCGACGUUGUCCACGCCCGCGUCAUCUCUGGCGGCCUCCGAAACUUUGAGGUGGCAAAACGGAAUAUUGAAUUGUGUCUCAAGCCGGGUGGAAUGAUGAUCUGGAUUGAUAUCGACUUUCAAAUGUUGACAGAGGAUCGGAACGUGUACCAUCAGCCAGCCAGCGACGAACAUCCUGAUGGGUCAUGGACGACGCGUAUUUUCGCGGAACUUCAGAGGGGUGCCUUCACCGUUGGACGCAGUGACUUAGCAGCAGCUAUACGUACAAUUGACCGUGGACUUUGGAGCGAUGAUCUGAUAGAUCCAGAGACCUGUGGAGCAGCAAGCUUCUACAUACCAGCAGGACCAUGGGCCUCCCACCCAGAGCCCCUUCAAAACCAACGCCUCAAAUUCGUUGGACAACUAUCAAAGCAGGACCUCAAAAGUGCCCAUCGGGCACUUCAACCUAUUCUCCUGAGGGUCGGUUUUACAUCAGAUGUGUUGGAGGAGUGGGUUAGGCAGUCAGACGAAGGCAAGUAUCCGCCUAAAGUUGCCAUCCUGAUACUGAGGUUGUUCAAAGAACUGGAUAAAACGACAAGACACGUCUUGGUCCGAUGUCCGGUCGCCUGGGGUCGACGACGCGCUGGCCAUUCGGAACCUGCACCGCCAUUACCACCUCUAGUAACCAACGAAGAGGAAGGAAUCCCACCAUAUCCAUAUAUUUACUAUUAUACGAAUGAAGAGGAGGCCCUGAAAGCGACCGAGCUCCGAGCACAAAACAAGGCCAAUAUUUAUCUGCCCCCGCCCCCGAAUCCCCUCUAA